GUGUUUCUGGUUCAGCUUCCUUGCUCCCAAGACUUUUCUAUUUUGGUUCCCGGUGUCAUGUGAUCCCCCUGGCCAGUGAGAGCCCCGCAGAGGGAAUGGCAACAGCCUGCUGGGAGCAAUGUGGACUGCCAGCUGCCGAUCUCACUGUUGACAGUAAAAGCAGAUAUGUUCCUUGCUCACUGCCAUUAGCACUGACCAUGACCCUUCACACCAAAACCUCUGGAGUUACCCUGCUGCACCAGAUUCAAGGAACUGAACUGGAGACACUGAGCAGACCUCAGCUGAAGAUUCCCCUGGAAAGAUCGCUCAGCGACAUGUACGUGGAGACCAACAAGACAGGAGUUUUUAACUACCCAGAAGGAGCUACCUAUGAUUUUGGUACUACAGCUCCAGUGUACAGCUCUACUACGCUCAGUUACGCCCCUACUUCUGAAUCUUUUGGGUCCAGCAGUUUGGCAGGAUUUCACUCACUGAACAGUGUCCCACCAAGCCCGGUGGUGUUCUUGCAAACGGCACCCCAGCUCUCACCCUUCAUCCAUCAUCACAGCCAACAGGUACCCUAUUACCUUGAAAACGAUCAGGGCAGCUUUGGAAUGAGGGAAGCUGCUCCUCCAGCCUUCUACAGGCCAAGCUCUGAUAACAGACGCCACAGCAUCCGGGAGAGGAUGUCCAGUACCAAUGACAAAGGGAGCCUGUCCAUGGAGUCCUCCAAAGAAACCCGGUACUGUGCUGUCUGCAACGACUACGCUUCAGGCUACCAUUAUGGGGUCUGGUCUUGCGAGGGAUGCAAAGCUUUCUUCAAAAGGAGUAUUCAAGGGCACAAUGACUACAUGUGUCCUGCUACUAACCAGUGCACCAUUGACAAGAACAGAAGAAAGAGUUGCCAGGCUUGUCGACUGAGAAAAUGCUAUGAAGUGGGAAUGAUGAAAGGUGGAAUCCGGAAAGACCGCAGAGGUGGACGAGUGAUGAAGCAAAAACGUCAAAGAGAGGAGCAGGAUUCCAGAAAUGGGGAGGCUUCUUCAACAGAGCUGCGAGCUUCCACCCUUUGGGCGAGUCCACUGGUGGUUAAACAUAACAAGAAGAACAGUCCGGCCCUAUCCCUGACGGCAGAACAGAUGGUCAGUGCCUUGCUGGAAGCUGAGCCACCACUAGUUUAUUCUGAAUAUGACCCAAAUAGACCAUUCAAUGAAGCCUCUAUGAUGACCCUGUUGACCAACCUUGCAGACAGAGAAUUAGUGCACAUGAUCAACUGGGCAAAAAGAGUUCCAGGAUUUGUGGAUUUAACACUCCAUGAUCAGGUUCAUCUACUGGAAUGUGCUUGGUUAGAGAUACUGAUGAUCGGCUUAGUCUGGCGCUCCAUGGAACACCCAGGAAAGCUUUUAUUUGCACCUAACCUAUUACUGGACAGGAAUCAAGGGAAAUGUGUGGAGGGCAUGGUGGAAAUCUUUGACAUGCUGCUGGCUACUGCUGCUCGGUUUCGCAUGAUGAACCUUCAAGGGGAGGAAUUCGUGUGCCUUAAGUCCAUCAUCCUGCUCAAUUCCGGUGUGUACACUUUUCUUUCCAGCACCUUGAAAUCUCUAGAAGAAAAAGACUAUAUUCACCGUGUCCUGGACAAAAUCACAGACACUCUGAUUCACUUAAUGGCUAAGUCAGGUCUUUCUCUGCAGCAGCAACACAGACGACUGGCUCAGCUCCUCCUCAUCCUCUCUCACAUCAGACACAUGAGCAACAAAGGAAUGGAGCACCUGUACAAUAUGAAGUGUAAGAAUGUAGUUCCACUCUAUGAUCUCUUGCUGGAGAUGCUGGACGCUCACCGACUGCAUGCCCCAACAGCCAGGAAUGCUGCCCCAAUGGAAGAGGAGAACCAGAGCCAGCUGACAACUGCAUCAGCUUCAUCUCAUUCCUUGCAGUCUUUUUAUGUAAACAGCAAAGAAGAGGAAUAUGCAGAAUACAAUAUAAGCAGAAGUCAGAAUAUAUAAUGGUAUGAGAAACCCAGCAGCAUUCUACCUAGCUCAUGCUUCAUUUUGUCUAUAGUGCCACCUUUGAAAACACUCCAGUGACAGCAGCACCUGUAUUUUUCAUUUGAGUGUUUGUCAAGCGGUUACCUAAACUGAUUGCUUAUCCUAAAUGGAAGACAUUUCAUUGCUGUGGACAGCUAGCAAGGACUGUCAGGCUAACUUGAUUUAAAAUUUGCAGUGUUUUUAUUUAAUUUUGCACGUAAGUUUGAUAAGUCCUAAUCUAAACCGUACAUUAAUUUUACUUUAAAUUGAUAGGGGAUACCACUCAUGCAUAUUGGAAUUUUCAUGAGUGGUAGCCUUUGUUGAUAUCCACCCAAAAUCCUGAGCUCGUUUAAUCCUUUACUUGCUUGAAACUUUUAAGCAAUUUGGUAGAGAUUCUGGAUGAGAUUUUGGGGGGUGUAAAUAGAAAGUUGUCUGGCAUCUUAGUGUGUUGUAGUGAAACUGCACUGCUAGGGACUGCCUUGGUAGUUAGAUUCCUGCCUCUUUUCUUCCUACAGUAGAAAGAAACCUCUGUCUGAGAAUAAUGCUUUACCUUGCUGGCUUACAUCAGCAGACAACUCCAUCUCAAGCUCAUUCUGACCAAACUUUUAGGUACCCUUACCAUAUCCUCUAGAUGAAUUGCAUUGCAUGCAUCCUAUCUUGUCUGAUCCUAGAAAGCUAAAUUGUUCUGUUGCUCAACAGUGUAAGUCCAGGGCAGUGUGGCAAACAGUGAUAACAUAGAUAAUCGCUCUUGAAUCAGAUGAGAUGAUUACAAAAAUCAUCAGGUCUUUAAAAGAAGGUCUUCACACACCUACAGGAUCCAGUACUAUUUAUGAAAAAAUAUCCCCCUGUCCUGUGCUUUGCUGUGCUACAAAGCAAGGGGUGAGGAUGUCUUUGGCUCUUGUUGUGGUAUGCUUUGAAAGCACUGUUAAGAGCCAGCUCACCUGCAACACCAGAACUGGGCAAUGAGCCUCAGACAUGGUGAAGUCUCUGGGACUGCAUGUCCAGGAAGAUAAAUCUGUCUUUCUCCAUGCAUGUCUGUAACUCACAAGCAUAUUCCUAAGGAUUAGUUUGAUUCCUCAGACAAACUGUAAAUAUACAAAAGGUCCACUCACAUCAAGAGUUUCAACAAGACAUAAAGGAGAGAGACUGAAGAAAUAUAUAUGAUGUGCUAUCCAAACUAGGAGUUGGUGCUGUUGUUUGAUUGCCUCUAUGUUAGAAAAUUAAACAUGUCAGGGAACGUUGCUGGGUACUGGAAUGUGAUUAUUACAUAUGCUAGGGAUAUUUUACUAGUCUGGUGAUAUAUUUUGCCUGUGCUAUCUGCACUUGUGGUUGACAGGUGCAGUUUGGGAGUUAGCACAGACUAGAGACUAUUCCAAUAGCUGGUUGGAAGCAACCACCCUGCCAGUGAGGAUGUUUCAUAGCAUGUGUGUAGGCUGCUCCACAGCAGCUGGACACAAUGCUAGAGAAAGGGUUCAUGGAUGCUUCUUUUACUGCUAUAGUUGAAAUCUUUAUAUUAGAUUAUGUUGAUUGGAAUAUCCUGUAGUAACUAAAUAUAGGAAAUAGUGCAACGAAUGCUGUUCAGGAGUGCCUAUAUCUGAUUAUGCUCCCUGUCACACAAGCAGAGUCUUUGUGCAGUGAGAUGAAGCUACAUAGCAAUUGUGAAGGCAGCAAGGCAUAGGAUGAGUUUGUGCUCCAAGUCAAGAAUUCUUUAAUGAAUGUACAUAAUGAUGUCUAUAAUAGUUUCAUGUACAUAUCUGAGGAUAUGCACAGUUUAGAAGUCUAAAGCUAGAUGCUACCUACAUUUGAGAAGAUUCCUCAAAAACUCUACAAGCCUAAAUAUGUGAUACAGUCACUGUAAGUUAAUAGGCUUUUUAUUGAUGCAUAGUGUCUUUUUUUCCUGAAAGU
This is a messenger RNA of Pseudopipra pipra, 3905 nucleotides long. RefSeq names its product estrogen receptor 1 (gene ESR1). Lineage: Eukaryota; Metazoa; Chordata; Aves; Passeriformes; Pipridae. Gene Ontology annotation, molecular function: zinc ion binding; nuclear receptor activity; estrogen response element binding. Gene Ontology annotation, biological process: regulation of transcription by RNA polymerase II; estrogen receptor signaling pathway; cellular response to estrogen stimulus. The record is from RefSeq and is a predicted model, not a curated record. Gene Ontology annotation, cellular component: nucleus; chromatin.